AUGCCUCGUCCAAAUUCGAAUAUCCCUAGCUUCCUCCCUCCUCGCCAUCUUUAUCGAAAUAUCCUCCGCGAGACUUCAUAUCUUCCCCCGGCGAUUCGACCUACCAUCACCACGCAAAUUCGCUCCAAGUUCCGAAAACACCACAAAUAUGACCCUCUACAAGAUAAGCACCGUGCCAAGGGCGCCAAUGUCUUGCGCAAGCUGAGGGCGGCCAAUAGUGGACAUAAGGAGUGGAUGGAAGAAUUAUUGAUGCAUGCUUUUGCAAGGACGGGAUCCCGAAGGCGAAGCCUUAUCUCUGACUUUCUAAAGCCUCAGCCUCCCAGCGACACAGAAGCUUUGGAGGCGACAAUCAAAGGUGUUCAAGAAGACAAGCCGGACGAUGAGGUGGUUGCAAAGUCAACCGAAACGGCGAUCGAGGACGACUCUUAUCAGGAGAAACAAAAGACAGAGAAACACAAGGCAGAAAGCGCAGUAGACACUCCAAGCGACAAAAAGGAAGAAGUGCCCAGGAAGAUUCUGGUCAGACGUGGACCGAAGCCUCUCCAGCCUACAUUCUAUCACAAAUGGGAUACUCGGAAACUCCAAAACUUACAAAUAUCUCAAAAAGCACGUCAAGAGGAGGCGGACAUGUCUUGGCCCAAGUCCGAUAUCAGAAGCCUUCAACCUGACAUUCCAAAAACUAACAUCUGGGGAAACCCAACCCCCGAGAGGGUCUACCAAGCUAAGAGGGCGCACUUCUGGAAACGUGCUGCUAAUAAAGUAAUGCCUCCACUCGACAACAACGAAUGGGAGUUUCUUGGUCAGCUAUCCAGAGGCGCCCAGGAAGACGAGCAGUGGAAAAUCCCAAAAAGGAGGACAGCUGCGAAUCCUUUACGAGCUGUCAAGUCAGACAAGUCACCGACCCUGGACUGGAACUGGGAGAGUUACGCCACUCAACCUACUAAUAGAGUCGAGCGUAUCAAUCAGCUUUCGCAGUUUGCACACGUCGGUCCAGACAAAACGGACCAUCCAUACCACCACCACCUAGAUCGCGAUCUUAAGGAACUGACACCAAGGUGGUUCCGCCGCACUUAUCAGAAAAUCUGGCAACUUAGCCCUAAGAUAGAGACAAGACCAGGUAUAGGGAAAAAAGGCUUUACCUGGGGCACUUUCAAUACUGCUAUUACCGCUCCCUCAAGAAGACAACUCGAAGUCUUCGAAGACGUUCCGCCAGAGCCAAAUUUCAAGAAUAAGGAAAAGAAAAACAAGCAGCCCAAGACACCAGUCCAUCCCAAGGUCGAGUCUUGA
This is a messenger RNA of Fusarium venenatum, 1287 nucleotides long. RefSeq lists its product as uncharacterized. The record is from RefSeq and is a predicted model, not a curated record. NCBI's taxonomy places the organism in Eukaryota, Fungi, Ascomycota, Sordariomycetes, Hypocreales, Nectriaceae.